AUGGAAGAGAAGUCUAGUCACAGUCCUGUGUCAAGCUAUCCUGAAGAGUCCACGGGUUAUGGCGAAAAAGCUCCUCCAGAUUACAAUGGCAAUGAUAUUCAAACAGAAGGGCUUAUAUCCGAAAAUGUCGAUGGUCUCAAACGACAGCUUUCGGGAAGACAAAUUCAAAUGGUAACCAUUGGUGGUUCAAUUGGUACAGCUUUGUUCAUAUCCAUUGGAUCGGGACUUACACAAGGUGGACCGGGAUCUCUACUCAUUGCCUUCAUCUUAUACAGUUGUUUCCUUGGGUUAGUUAAUAAUUGUAUGGCUGAGAUGUCAAUCUUCAUGCCGGUUAGUGGAAGUUUUGUGAGGAUGGGGAGUAAAUGGGUUGACGAAGCCUUCGGAUUUAUGCUGGGGUGGAAUUUCUUCCUUUAUGAGGCUAUAUUGAUUCCAUGGGAGAUUAGUGCGUUGAAUUUGGUGUUGACUUUUUGGAGUGAUAAUAUACCCUUAGCAGCUGUCUGCGCUGGAUGUAUCUUUCUCUAUGGUGUUAUUAAUCUUUUUGCUGUUAAAUGGUAUGGAGAAAGUGAGUUUUGGCUGUCUGGUGGUAAGGUAGUGUUGAUCGCUAUGAUAUUUUCCUUCACAUUUAUCACAAUGGUCGGAGGAAAUCCAAAACAUGAUGCAUAUGGGUUCCGUUAUUGGAAAGAACCUGGUGCAUUUGCCGAAUACGUCACUACGGGAUCUUUGGGUAGAUUUGAAGGAUUUCUUGCCGCGUUAUGGAAAGCCGCAUUUACUAUUGUUGGGCCUGAAUACAUUGCUAUGAUGUCGGGUGAAGCCUCGCAUCCCCGCAAAAACCUCAAGCGAGCUUUCAAGACGAUCUACUGGAGAUUUGGAGUCUUCUUUAUCGGAGGAGCUCUAGCAUGCGGAAUAGUCAUUCCAUACAACGAUAAGAAACUAAUUGCUAUCCUUUCGAGUGGUGGCUCGGAGACUGGAACUGCAGCUUCCAGUCCCUAUGUUCUUGCUAUGCAAAAUUUGGGAAUUGGCGUACUUCCGCAUAUUACAAAUGCCUUACUCGUGACGAGUAUCUUUUCCGCUGGUAAUUCCUAUGUUUACUGCGCAUGUCGUACAUUGUACAGUCUCUCGCUCGAUGGACAUGCCCCACGUUUCCUCCACAAAUGCACCAAGUCUGGUGUACCAAUCUACUGCUUUUGCGUCACCAUGAUCUUUCCCUUUUUAAGUUUCCUUGCAGUGGGCAACAGUUCGGCUCAAGUCAUCACAUGGCUCGCAAAUCUUACCGAAGCCUCACAAAUCAUAGAUUACAUUUGCAUGUGUACUAUUUAUAUAUUCUUUUAUAGAGCAUUAAAGGCACAGGAUAUUGAUAGAAGUACACUGCCUUAUGUAGGGUGGGAUACCGGAACAUUCUUCUCUUAUUAUACUAUGGUAUUCGUCUGUCCAAUACUUUAUGGGGGAUGGAAAAUUGUCAAGAAGACCAAAGUUGUAAAACCAGAAGAGGCGGAUCUUGUAUGGGAAAGACCAAUUAUCGAUGCGUACGAAGCGACUAUGGCUGAAAAACACAUAUCGUUCUGGGAGGAAGUAAAAAUCAUGAUGGGGUUCGGAAAGAAGGAAGUGCAUGUGGAAUAA
This is a messenger RNA of Botrytis sinoallii, 1617 nucleotides long. RefSeq lists its product as uncharacterized. The record is from RefSeq and is a predicted model, not a curated record. NCBI's taxonomy places the organism in Eukaryota, Fungi, Ascomycota, Leotiomycetes, Helotiales, Sclerotiniaceae. Bases 1 to 1617 code for a protein of 538 amino acids. Gene Ontology annotation, molecular function: amino acid transmembrane transporter activity. Gene Ontology annotation, cellular component: membrane. The transcript has 8 exons. Gene Ontology annotation, biological process: amino acid transmembrane transport.